CGGGCGGCGCCCGCCGCAGAGCAGCCACCGCAGCCCCCGCAACCAUGAGCUCGUACGGCUACGACCCGUUCUUCCCGUCCUACAAGCGGCGCUACGCGGACAGCCCGCGCAUCCAUGUGUCGGUGCGCAGCGCCGGCGGCUUCGGCUCUGCGCGCUCCGCGUACUCCAGCCUGUCCGCGCCCGUGUCCUCCGUGUCCGUGCGCCGCAGCUACGCCACCUCCAGCGCCUCGGGCUCGCUGCUGCACUCCGUGGACAGCCUGGACCUGAGCCAGGUGGCCGCCAUCAGCAACGACCUCAAAUCCAUCCGCAGCCAGGAGCGAGCGCAGCUGCAGGACCUCAACGACCGCUUCGCCUGCUUCAUCGAGCGCGUCCACGAGCUGGAGCAGCAGAACAAGGUGCUGGAGGCCGAGCUGCUGGUGCUGCGGCAGAAGCACGCCGAGCCCUCCCGCUUCCGAGCGCUGUACGAGCAGGAGAUCCGCGAGCUGCGCCUGGCCGCGGAGGAGGCGACCAGCGAGAAGCAGGCGCUGCAGGGCGAGAGGGAGAGCCUGGAGGAGACGCUGCGGGGGCUGCAGGCUCGCUACGAGGAGGAGGUGCUGAGCCGCGAGGAUGCGGAGGCGCGGCUGCUGGAGGUGCGCAAGGGCGCGGACGAGGCGGCGCUGGCGCGGGCGGAGCUGGAGAAGCGGGUGGACAGCCUGCUGGACGAGCUGGCCUUCCUCAAGAAGGUGCACGAGGAGGAGCUGGCCGAGCUGCAGGCGCAGAUCCAGUACGCUCACCUGUCGGUGGAGAUGGACGUGUCGGCCAAGCCCGACCUGUCGGCAGCGCUGCGCGACAUCCGCGCUCAGUACGAGAAGCUGGCGGCGCGCAACAUGCAGAACGCCGAGGAGUGGUUCCGCAGCCGCUUCACCGUGCUCAGCGAGAGCGCUGCCAAGAACACGGACGCCGUGCGAGCCGCCAAGGAUGAGGUGUCCGAGAGCCGCCGCCUGCUCAAAGCCAAGACGCUGGAGAUCGAGGCCACCCGCGGCAUGAAUGAGGCGCUGGAGAAGCAGCUGCAGGAGCUGGAAGAGAAGCAGAGCGCGGAUAUUUCCGCGCUGCAGGAUACAAUCAACAAACUGGAGAACGAGCUGAGAACCACAAAGAGCGAGAUGGCUCGGUACUUGAAGGAAUAUCAGGACCUGCUCAACGUGAAAAUGGCCCUGGACAUUGAAAUUGCAGCUUAUAGGAAACUUCUGGAAGGGGAAGAGACCCGGCUGAGCUUCACCAGCGUGGGCAGCAUCACCAGUGGGUACAGCCAGAGCGCUCCCAGCUUUGGCAGGGCCGCCUACAGCGGGCUCCAGUCCAGCUCCUACCUGCUCAGCUCCCGCCCCUUCCCCACCUACUACUCCAGCCACGUCCAGGAGGAGCAGAUCGAGAUCGAGGAGACCAUCGAGGCUGCCAAAGCUGCAGAAGCCAAGGCAGCUCCUGCAGAAGAGGGCGAGGAGGAGGAGAAGGAGGAAGGAGAGGAGGAAGCGGGGGAAGAGGGUGAAGAAGAGGAGGAAGGUGCUAAGGAGGAAUCAGAAGAAGCCAAAGAGGGUGAGGAAGAGGAAGGAGAAGGAGAAGGGGAAGAAGCAGCAGCAGAAGAAGGGGAGGAGUCCCAGGAAGCUGCUGAGGAAGCUGCUGAGGAGGAGAAGGAGGAGAAGGAGGAGAAAGAAGCAGCAGGAAAGGAGGAGAGCGAAGGCAAGAAGAAAGCUUGAUCUGCUCUCCAGCAGAACCCCCUGACUGAGCUCCAGCUGCAGUCUCACCCCUUUAAUUCGGUGCCCACUGAGGUUCCAGCCCAUGAUUCUGAUGUUUCUCCCCGUGCAGAGUCUGAGUUUGCUUGCAGAGCACCCAAGGCUUGCUCCCCGAGUGCCGCAUGGUUCCACGUAUGAGUUCAGGGCUCCUGUCUCCCCUGGGUGACCCAGAACCUUCACAUUUCCAAUGGGAGGGGGAAAAGAAGUGCUGGGAAUGAAAGGUUAACUUUAAACUUGCAUUUAAAAUAAUUCUGGAAACGGUGGGUGGGGGAAAUGGGGGAGGCUUCAUUAAGUACGUGCAAUAAAGCUGUCAAUAAAGUUCAGAAAUGCUUACACGGA
Molecule: messenger RNA, 2105 nt
Organism: Catharus ustulatus (Swainson's thrush)
Lineage: Eukaryota; Metazoa; Chordata; Aves; Passeriformes; Turdidae
Gene: NEFL
Product: neurofilament light chain
Exons: 4
Coding region: 45-1730 (561 amino acids)
Biological process (GO): neurofilament bundle assembly
Cellular component (GO): axon; cytoplasm; postsynaptic intermediate filament cytoskeleton
Molecular function (GO): structural constituent of postsynaptic intermediate filament cytoskeleton
Source: RefSeq, a predicted model, not a curated record